Messenger RNA from Lasiodiplodia theobromae, 471 nucleotides. RefSeq lists its product as uncharacterized. Bases 1 to 471 code for a protein of 156 amino acids. NCBI's taxonomy places the organism in Eukaryota, Fungi, Ascomycota, Dothideomycetes, Botryosphaeriales, Botryosphaeriaceae. The record is from RefSeq and is a predicted model, not a curated record. The transcript is spliced from 2 exons.
AUGGCUCUAGACCCGCGUACCGCCUCUGACGGCACCGGCUCAGACGUGAGGAACAUGUCGCACGGGCGUGGCGGCGCAGGCAACAUGGCCAAGACGUCGCGCCGCGAGUCGUCGUCCAACCCGCGCGAUCUGGUGACGCCGACGAUCAAGUCGGCGCUAUACACGACGGGCCGCGGCGGCACGGGCAACAUGGCCCGCAACGACCCGCAGCACCCAGAGAUCGCGCGCGCGGCCCAGGACGUCGAGGCCCCGCCCGGCGCCGGCCGCGACCACGAUGGGCCCAAGCACUUCGGCCGCGGCGGCGCCGCCAACGUGACGACGGAGAAGAGUGCGAGCCCCGAGGAGGAGAGGGAGAGGCUGGUUGAGGCCAAGGGGGGCGCCACGGCCGCGCCGACGAGCCACGGUCAGCACGAGGACGUGAGGGGGCUGGGCGAGAAGGCCAAGGACCUGCUGGGGAAGAUUAAGAAGUGA